AUGUUUAUUAAUCGGUGAUUAUUUUCUACAAAUCACAAAGACAUCGGUACUUUAUAUCUUCUAUUCGGCGCUUGAGCCGGAAUAGUAGGCACGGCUUUGAGUUUACUAAUUCGAGCAGAAUUAGGCCAACCUGGAGCCCUGCUAGGAGAUGACCAAAUCUACAAUGUAGUCGUAACAGCCCAUGCAUUUGUUAUAAUCUUUUUUAUAGUUAUACCUAUUAUGAUUGGAGGAUUCGGAAACUGGUUGGUUCCUUUAAUAAUUGGAGCGCCUGAUAUAGCAUUCCCCCGAAUAAACAAUAUAAGCUUCUGACUUCUACCCCCAUCUUUCCUCUUACUUCUCGCUUCAUCAAUAGUAGAAGCUGGGGCCGGAACAGGAUGAACAGUAUACCCACCAUUAGCUGGAAACCUUGCCCAUGCAGGAGCCUCCGUUGAUUUAACAAUUUUCUCUCUGCACCUAGCAGGGGUUUCAUCAAUUCUAGGAGCUAUUAAUUUUAUUACUACUAUUAUUAAUAUAAAACCACCAGCUAUGACACAAUAUCAAACACCCCUGUUCGUCUGAUCAGUAUUAAUCACAGCCGUAUUACUCCUACUCUCAUUACCUGUUCUGGCAGCUGGGAUCACAAUAUUACUAACAGACCGAAACUUAAAUACCACUUUCUUUGAUCCUGCAGGGGGAGGAGACCCUAUCUUGUAUCAACACUUGUUCUGAUUUUUUGGGCACCCUGAAGUAUACAUCUUAAUCUUACCUGGGUUUGGAAUAAUUUCACAUAUUGUAACAUAUUAUUCAGGUAAAAAAGAGCCUUUUGGUUAUAUAGGAAUAGUAUGAGCUAUAAUGUCAAUCGGAUUUCUAGGAUUUAUUGUAUGAGCCCAUCAUAUGUUUACCGUAGGAAUAGACGUCGACACACGAGCAUACUUUACAUCAGCUACUAUAAUCAUUGCCAUCCCUACAGGAGUAAAAGUAUUUAGCUGAUUAGCCACCCUGCAUGGAGGAAACAUUAAAUGAUCCCCUGCAAUAUUAUGAGCAUUAGGGUUCAUUUUUUUAUUCACAGUAGGGGGAUUAACAGGAAUCGUACUAGCCAAUUCCUCACUAGACAUUGUCCUACAUGAUACAUACUAUGUCGUCGCACAUUUCCACUAUGUAUUAUCCAUAGGAGCCGUAUUUGCUAUUAUAGGAGGCUUCGUCCACUGAUUCCCCUUAUUCACAGGAUACACCUUACAUUCCACAUGAGCUAAAAUUCACUUUUUCAUUAUAUUCACAGGAGUAAACAUUACUUUCUUCCCUCAACACUUCCUAGGUUUAUCAGGAAUACCACGACGAUACUCUGACUACCCGGACGCCUACACAUUCUGAAACACAGUUUCAUCCAUAGGCUCAUUUAUCUCUCUAAUGGCUGUUAUAAUCAUAAUUUUCAUAGUCUGAGAAGCAUUCGCUUCUAAACGAGAAGUAAUAACAACCGAACUAACUUCAAUUAACCUAGAAUGACUUCACGGAUGUCCUCCUCCAUAUCAUACAUUUGAAGAACCAACAUACAUCAAAACACUAUAA
Octodon degus (degu) is the source of this 1545-nucleotide messenger RNA. The record is from the annotation of a RefSeq genome assembly. NCBI's taxonomy places the organism in Eukaryota, Metazoa, Chordata, Mammalia, Rodentia, Octodontidae.